Brassicogethes aeneus is the source of this 456-nucleotide messenger RNA. The record is from the annotation of a GenBank genome assembly. NCBI's taxonomy places the organism in Eukaryota, Metazoa, Arthropoda, Insecta, Coleoptera, Nitidulidae.
AUGGAUCUAAAUAGUGCCACAUCUACUAAAAUUUUACUAAAAUGGACAAAAGCAAUUCCACAGGCAUUACCACCUACCAAAUGUUCCAAGAAAGCAGCUGGUUAUGAUUUAAAAAGUGCCUUUGACUAUAUAGUUCCAGCUAGAGGUAAAGUUACUAUUGAUACAGGCAUUAAAGUAGAAUUACCAGAGGGUUGCUAUGGUAGAAUUGCUCCACGUUCUGUAUUAGCAGCCAAAAAUUUCAUUGAUAUUGGAGCCGGAGUAGUAGAUGAAGACUACAGGGGUGUUUUAAAGGUAAUUCUAUUUAACGAUUCCAAUGAAAAUUUCCAGGUUAAAAUUGGUGAUCGUAUUGCACAAUUGAUAUGUCAAAAAAUCUAUUACCCAGAAUUAAAAGAAGUUCAGAGUCUUACAGAAAGCGAAAGAGGUGAAGAUGGUUUUGGAUCCAGUGGAAAAAACUAA